UGUUUUCAUCAAUACUUUCAAGAGAUAAAGAUAAUGCACAUCACUUCAUUAGUCUUUCCCAAAUACCGAGUUACACCCAGAAUGAUCACUAUAUUGUGACCCAGAUGCCCCUUCCAAACACAGUGGCUGACUUCUGGCAACUGCUCUACAACUACCAUUCUGAUACAGUGGUGAUGCUCAACGAAAUUGAUAGGAAUGACAAGUCCUGUGCCCUAUACUGGCCUGAAGAGUACGGGUACACAGUGGAGUACGGUCCCCUGAGUAUUGAGCUGUUGUUCUCGUCAGAAGCAGACGCCAACAUAACUGUGACGACAUUCAAGUUGACACACAGGACAAAGGGAGAGGACCGUGCUGUGAAGCUGUUCCAGUUCAACGCGUUGCCGGACUACAAGAGUGUCCCAGUGGGGACGUCCAGUCUGCUGCGGCUCAUUGUUGCAGUGCUGGAGUGGAUGAGACAGAACGGCAAGGGACCUGUCACCGUACACUGCAUGUACGUUCUGGCAUUGGCAGUAGAAGUGUUUGUAGACUCAGGGAUGUGAUUGUAACUGCUUUCAGCAAUUUUUCUUCCUUUUAAUGUCAAAUUAUUUUUACUAAUAAUGAUAAAGUUUAAUGUAUUUAUAUACAAAUGAAGAGUCUUGUUUAACCCUGUAAAGGGGGAGGGGCAUGUCAUUUUCCUCAACUGAGGUUGUUUUUAAAUCAAUCCCCUUGUAGUGAGACUGCUGCUGCUUAUGUGAUUUUUAUAUAUCUUUUUGUUGGUUAUCAUGACUUACAUUCAUCCUAUUAACGGUUUCAAAUUUUAUACUGUUAGUCUGGUAGACUAAAUAAGUUAUUUUUAUGCCCCCGAAGGAGGGCAUAUAGUGAUCGGACGGUCUGUCUGUCUGUCCUUCCAUCACACAUUGCGUUUAGGUUUCGCGUUUAGGUUUCAAAAAAUGCUCAUAACUUUUAUGUCCCUUCACAUAGCAACUUGAUAUUUGGCAUGCAUGUGUAUCUCAUGGAGCUGCAUAUUUUGAGUGGUGAAAGGUCAAGGUCAUCUUUCAAGGUCAAAGGUAAAAAAACAUGUAUCAAAGCGGCGCAACACAUCUCUUGUUGUUAAUAAUUUUAAUGCUUAUUACCUAAAGUAUUUUAAUGUUGAAUGAAUGUAGGUUUACACUAAAUGUCACCGUGUCUCAAUAUUUGAUAAUAAUAAAUGUGGUAUUUAUUUAAAAAAUUCAUUUUCAUGCUCAUAACUUGGUUAAAUUUUGAAACCAGCAUUUUGCUGCCCUGGAAUUGCAAAUUUAAUGUUUUCAUGUGUUAUUUUAUGAGUUUUUAGAUCAACACUUUUUGUCAAUAUGCCUCUACUUUUGUUCAUAAUACAUAUUGUAUUUAUUAAGAAAUUGUAUGUUCCUUCUAAUAAUUUGGUCAGAUUUUAAAACAGCUUCUAGCCUCCCUUUAAUUGCAAAUUGUUUCUACAGUUGAAAUCAUAAUGCACCUUAUAUCAGUUUAAUGAAUUAACAUCUGGUCAUUAUAAUUGCUGCAUGGUGUUGUUGCAUGACUUCACUCAGAGAAAAAAUGUUUUAGAUGCUAUUUAAUAUUAAAAAGUAGAUUUUGUUUGUCAUAAAUUUGCUGUUUAUCAAGAAAUUUCAUUUUCAUGUUUAAAAUUUGGUCAAGUUUUUAAACAGCUUCUUGCCUCCCUUGAAUUGCAAAUAGUUGCUAUUGUUAAAUAUAAUGGUAUACCAGUACAUAAUAUCAUUUUAAUGAAUAAACAUAUGUUCAGUAUA
Messenger RNA from Dreissena polymorpha, 1757 nucleotides. Its product is annotated as receptor-type tyrosine-protein phosphatase mu-like. The record is from RefSeq and is a predicted model, not a curated record. The transcript is spliced from 4 exons. The coding region runs from base 105 to 539 and encodes 144 amino acids. Gene Ontology annotation, biological process: protein dephosphorylation. NCBI's taxonomy places the organism in Eukaryota, Metazoa, Mollusca, Bivalvia, Myida, Dreissenidae. Gene Ontology annotation, molecular function: protein tyrosine phosphatase activity.